GUUCUCUCGGUUUAUGUUUCACAGGUGAUUGCUAACUCCGUUGCUAAGUUGAAUUCAGCAGAAGUACUCAAGCUUCUUAAUUCCCUUCUACCAAUACUACAAUCUAGGGGUGCGGUUUUAGCUUGUGCGAUUCCGUGGAUAAAGUGUCUGUUACUUACUCAUUCCAGUGGGAUUAUGUCUCAAGAGUCAUCCGUGCUCGCUUUGAACUCCAUGUAUCAGCUCAUUGAAUCACGGGUUUCAACCCUUCACACUGCCGUUGAAGUUUCAAGCAGCUUAGACUUGCUUGUGGACGAUUUGGAUGAUGAAGAAGAAGAAGAUGAAGGUCCCCUUAUCUAUGAGGACAAGGACACUGAUGAUGAAGAGGGACAAGGACCAGAUGAAGCAAUGGAAACAGAUGAAGAUGCAGACGAAUCAGAGGAUGAAGCAGCUGAUGGUGUCAACGAGUUUGAAGAUUUUGACGACAUGAGCGAUUGAGGAAAGACUCCUGGAAACGGAAAAAGUUUUGAUUUGCGUGAGGCUGUUUGGUUGUUAGAAUCUUAAGAGUGGGUCUAAAAGGUGCAGUCUCACGUCAAAAAGUCUCCGCAUGAAUUCUCUAAUACGUAAUGGUUGUUGUAUUGACUAGACUUUGUUUUGAGAAAGAGUUUUAUUUUUUCAUAUAAGUAAAAAAAGAAAUUGACGUGGA
Molecule: messenger RNA, 682 nt
Organism: Brassica oleracea var. oleracea
Lineage: Eukaryota; Viridiplantae; Streptophyta; Magnoliopsida; Brassicales; Brassicaceae
Product: acidic leucine-rich nuclear phosphoprotein 32 family member B-like
Exons: 4
Coding region: 175-474 (99 amino acids)
Source: RefSeq, a predicted model, not a curated record